Molecule: messenger RNA, 1561 nt
Organism: Drosophila willistoni
Lineage: Eukaryota; Metazoa; Arthropoda; Insecta; Diptera; Drosophilidae
Gene: ND-51
Product: NADH dehydrogenase [ubiquinone] flavoprotein 1, mitochondrial
Exons: 4
Coding region: 2-1471 (489 amino acids)
Biological process (GO): mitochondrial electron transport, NADH to ubiquinone
Molecular function (GO): 4 iron, 4 sulfur cluster binding; NAD binding; FMN binding
Source: RefSeq, a predicted model, not a curated record
UAUGCCAACACUGGCUGUCAGUCGUACCUCGAUAAUGGCUGCAAUUGUGCGAUUUAAUUUGUUAACAAAACCGCAAAUUGUUGCGGCUUUGCCUGCCAGUCUGCAGUUGCAGCGGCUACAGAGCACUCAAGCUCCACCACCGGGAACACCACCACCACAGACGAAGACCAAAUUCGGUCCGCUGGCCGAUGAGGACCGCAUCUUUACCAAUCUUUAUGGACGUCAUGAUUGGCGACUUAAGGGAGCCUUGAAGCGUGGGGAUUGGUACAAGACCAAGGAGAUUGUUCUGAAGGGCCCCGACUGGAUUAUCAAUGAGAUUAAGACAUCGGGCUUGCGUGGUCGCGGUGGAGCUGGUUUCCCCAGUGGCAUGAAAUGGUCUUUCAUGAAUAAGCCCGGGGAUGGACGUCCCAAAUAUUUGGUCGUAAAUGCUGAUGAAGGUGAGCCUGGAACUUGCAAGGAUCGUGAUAUUAUGCGACAUGACCCACACAAGUUGGUCGAAGGUUGUCUUAUUGCUGGUCGUGCUAUGGGCGCCCAAGCAGCCUACAUCUAUAUCCGUGGAGAAUUCUACAAUGAAGCAUCCAACAUGCAGUUGGCCAUUGCUGAGGCCUAUCAGGCCGGUCUCAUUGGCAAGAAUGCCUGCGGCACCGGCUAUGACUUUGAUGUCUUCAUGCAUCGCGGCGCUGGUGCCUACAUUUGCGGCGAGGAGACCGCUCUGAUUGAAUCGCUGGAGGGCAAGCAGGGUAAGCCCCGCUUGAAGCCGCCAUUCCCAGCUGAUGUCGGUGUCUUUGGUUGUCCCACAACUGUCACCAAUGUGGAGACAGUGGCUGUGGCUCCAAGUAUUUGCCGUCGCGGUGGACCAUGGUUCGCCAGUUUCGGUCGUACUCGUAAUUCGGGCACGAAACUAUUCAAUAUCUCUGGUCAUGUCAAGAAUCCAUGCACCGUCGAAGAGGAAAUGUCCAUACCGCUAAAGGAGCUGAUUGAGCGUCAUUGCGGCGGCGUCACUGGUGGUUGGGAUAAUCUAUUGGGUGUCAUUCCUGGCGGUUCCUCAACACCCAUUAUACCCAAAAGUGUUUGCGAUGAUGUGAUUAUGGAUUUCGAUGGUUUGAUUGCGGCUCAAACAUCUCUGGGCACAGCGGCCAUUAUUGUGAUGGACAAGUCAACGGACGUGAUUAAGGCUAUCGCUCGUUUAAUUUCCUUCUACAAACAUGAAAGUUGCGGUCAAUGUACGCCAUGCCGCGAGGGUAUUGGCUGGAUGAACAAAAUCAUGACACGCUUUGUGAAAGGUGAUGCUCAGCCCGCUGAAAUCGAUAUGCUGUGGGAGAUUUCCAAACAAAUUGAAGGACACACAAUUUGUGCGUUGGGCGAUGGUGCCGCUUGGCCGGUUCAAGGUCUCAUUCGUCACUUUAGGCCCGAAAUCGAGAAGCGUAUGCAACUGCAUGCUGGACAGCAGACAAAACGAGCCAGCAAUUAAGUUAAAACAACAACAAUGAAAUAAUGUUAUAGCUAAUUUUAUUUGCUCGUUUACUAUGCAAAAAUAAAAUGUAAUAUUCUCCAAACCCAA